This is a messenger RNA of Effrenium voratum, 839 nucleotides long. Lineage: Eukaryota; Dinophyceae; Suessiales; Symbiodiniaceae. The record is from the annotation of a GenBank genome assembly.
UUUCAGAAGCCAACAUGUGAAGACCGAUUCAUUCCGCAAUGGCAGCCCUGGAGAAAGCAGAUGAUACCGGACUCCGACCUGCGGGGGGAAGCGAGGUAUGUGACGAGGAUGUGGCUGCAGUGCGCAUUCUGCAGGCGGCGGGCUUCGACUGCGCGCAGCUCCUCUCGCUGGGCCACGGCGCCGCGGCGCUGCGGCGGAGCGGCGUCGCCGCCGCGGAGCUGCGGAGCUGCGGGGUGGACCUCGCAGGACUCUACGGCGUGGGGUACUCGGCCAAGGAGCUCCUGCAGUGUGGCUACACUCCGCUGGAGUUGAAGCAGGUGGGCGUGACAGGCGCUGAGCUGAAGGAGAUCGGCUGCAGCGCGCGGCUUCUGCGGGACUUGGGCUUCCAGGCUCGGGAGCUGCGGGCCUUCCGGGGCCGCGAGCUGCUGGAGAUGGGGCUGGAGCCCAGGGAGCUGAAGGAUGCCGGCUUCCCUCCACAGGAGCUCCAAAGUCUCGGCCCGCAGCAGCUGGGGGAGCUCUUCACCCUGCAGGAGCUCAGAGAUGCAGGUCUGGGCCCCAAGGAGUUGAAAGCCGCGGGCUUUCACCUCAAGGACCUCAUGCAGCAUGGCUUCAGCUUCCCGGAGGUCUUGGUGGAGGGCGGCUUCCCUGCGGACCAGAUCCACCCCACGGCGUCCUACCUCUUCCGACCCUCGGGGGCCACGGCCAACUGCCACGCCGCGGCGUACGCGAAGAGCGAAAAGUCGGAGCUGCUGUUGGUGGCAAAACUCUUAUGGUCCAAGCCGAAAGCCAAUGCGAGCCUACGCCAUGUGACUGGUAGAUACGGUCUGGUCAUAAUGUGA